AUGCGAGCCGACUUCCUUCUUCCACCAUUGCUUGGUGUGAUUGCCUUGCUUGCUUGGCCUGUGUCGGUCGCAUCCUCUCUCACCUACUGUUCUUCGGUAAACACAGGCUCCUCGCAAGCAGCAAACGAAAGUACCUACCAGUCCAAUGGUCUUUGCGAGGACCACUGCAGCAACUAUGCGUUUGGUAUUCUUCAGGGAUACGACUGCUGGUGCUCGAACAUUGUUCCCAAUGAAGCGACCAACGUGAACACUUCGCAGUGUAGCCAGGAUUGUCCCGGUUACCCCGAUGAUAGCUGUGGUAGUACUUCAAAGGGCCUUUACGGUUACGUUGAGAUCGUUGGACAUCAGCCGUCCGGAACAGCAACCGUCUCUACGACAUCGACAUCGUCAACCUCGACUUCUUCAUCAUCUGAAACUACUGCUGCUACGACGACGGGAGAAUCUGUUGCAGUCACAACCGACUCUGGGGUGGUCAAAACGGUCACAAUUCCCGCUGCCACAAAAGCAACCUCAACGUCUGCAGCGGACAACCUUUCAUCCGCAAAGAGUAGCGACAACUCUGGUAUGAGCUCAGGAACCAUUGCUGGUGUUGUGGUAGGCUCUGUCGGUGGUGCCCUCGCCAUCCUAGCCUUGAUAUUCGUGUUGUUCUUCGCGAAACGCAAAUCGCGGUCGAACAGCCCAGAUCCAAGUGGCAUGUUUUCCGACAAUCAUAGUCAUACCUUGUCUGCCGGGUCCGCUGCCAGCCGCUUGCCGACGUUUACGGACAACCGCAUGAAAACCGAUACCGUUCUCUACGCGAAUGGCCGCCGAGAUAGCGAUGUCUCACUCCAGGAUAAUGAAGAUUAUUCUCGGCCUGUGUUGCGGCUCACGAACCCCGACUAA
Messenger RNA from Aspergillus tubingensis, 882 nucleotides. RefSeq names its product ER membrane protein. Bases 1 to 882 code for a protein of 293 amino acids. Lineage: Eukaryota; Fungi; Ascomycota; Eurotiomycetes; Eurotiales; Aspergillaceae. The record is from RefSeq and is a predicted model, not a curated record. The transcript has 5 exons.